This is a messenger RNA of Gossypium arboreum, 846 nucleotides long. RefSeq lists its product as uncharacterized. NCBI's taxonomy places the organism in Eukaryota, Viridiplantae, Streptophyta, Magnoliopsida, Malvales, Malvaceae. Gene Ontology annotation, molecular function: protein kinase binding; double-stranded RNA binding; protein kinase inhibitor activity. The transcript is spliced from 2 exons. Gene Ontology annotation, cellular component: nucleolus. Gene Ontology annotation, biological process: negative regulation of protein kinase activity. The record is from RefSeq and is a predicted model, not a curated record. Bases 110 to 628 code for a protein of 172 amino acids.
GUAUUAGAACAAAAACUCGUAUCGCUGUCGUAAAUCAAAGAAAGACGAGGAAAUCUCAAUUCGGCGAAGAAAUCCCAAAUUCCCAAAAUAAUUAGGGUUUUUCCACGUAAUGUCGACGGGAAGGCCAAAGGACGGCGACACUCAGUUGGCGGUAGUGGAGCCGAAAUCGGGGCUUCCACCGCGACCUCCGUCGACUACAUCGACGGCGAUUGUGGAGUACGAGAAGCCAGCAUUCAAGGAGGAGGAAGAGGAUUUAGAGGUGAAGCUCCGCCGCAUUAUAGAGAAUGUACCCGUUCGUGUUAGCAAUACAUCCGGAAGUUCUGCCGGUUCCGGCUCCGGUGAUUUCCACCAGUAUCGACAAAUGAGACGCAAAGAGCAAGACAGGCUUGCGAGAAUGGAUGUUGACUACCAGAAAAGGAAGGAAAUAGCCGAGUUUAACAUGAGAAGGGAAGAAAGAUUAAAAGCUGCUGAGGAACGGACGGCUAAGAAACGCCUAAAACGCCAAAAGAAGAAGCAAAGGAAAAAGGAAAAGAAGAUGAAAUUAAGUGCUGAGGGAGGAGAGAACAAGAAGGAAGAGUCUUCAGAUGAUGAAGCUGACUCUGAACAUGACGAAGCAACAGUAGAAUGAGCAAAUUUUUACUUUAAUAUCUAUUCUCCGACCCUGGUCCUGUGAACUUGGCUCCAACUUGAAGGAACCAGAUCUUGUGUUGUUAUUUAUACCGAGUUGGAGUGUUGAACUCGGUCUUCCUUGUGUGCACAUUUGUGAGAAGCAAAGCAAUGAGGCAUGAGAUAAAUGUAACUUCAAAAGAAAUGGUUCCGAAAUAUUAAUUUAAUUUUGUAACAAAA